AUGGCUCUUCCGUUUCAGUGUUUUUACCAAUGUACUUGGAUGUUUCUUCUUCUGACAUUAUCUUUAACCUUUGCUGAAGGUGGAAAGAUCCUGGUGAUACCUCAGGAUGGAAGUCACUGGCUCAGCAUGCGCCCAGUGGUGGAGAAACUCCAGCAAAAUGGACAUGAAGUUGUUGUGGUUGUACCGUCAACAAGUUUGUAUAUGAAGCCAAAGGAGCCUCAGAAUUAUACAGUGAAAGUAUAUCCAAUACCUUAUGGAGAGGAACAUUUAGCUGUUACGCUCAAGUCAUUCGUUAAUGCUCAUUUUAUUGAACAAUCUGUUUUGAAUAUUAUUAUUACAAUGUAUCAAAGCAUGUUAGAAGUUUCCAGGUUCUUUUUCACCAACUGUAAGAGCCUUUUGCACAAUGAAGACAUGAUGCACUAUUUGAGAGAGAGCAAAUUUGAUGUGGUUUUCACGGAUCCAAUUCUGAUGUGCGGACCGAUAAUUACUGAGUAUCUUUCAGUUCCUUCUGUCUACUUCUUGCGGGGGUUUCCUUGCGGUAUGGAUUCUGAAGCUACCCAGUGUCCAAAUCCUCCUUCCUAUGUCCCCAGACUCUUCCUAAAUAAUUCAGAUAGCAUGACAUUUGCUCAACGCAUGAAGAACAUGCUGGUCCAUAUGCUGGAGUUCGUUUACUGUAAGCCUAUAUUCGCUCAAUUUGAAGAACUUGCAUAUGAGAUUUUUCAAAAGAAAGUGACAGCUACAGACCUUCUAAGCCGUGGAUCUGUUUGGCUAAUGAGAUAUGAUUUUGUGUUUGAAUUCCCGAGACCGGUGAUGCCAAACAUGGUUUUUAUUGGAGGGAUAAACUGUGAUCAGAAGAAAAAACUGUCUCAGAUUUUUGGGUACCAACCAGGUCUCUGA
Molecule: messenger RNA, 897 nt
Organism: Fulmarus glacialis (Northern fulmar)
Lineage: Eukaryota; Metazoa; Chordata; Aves; Procellariiformes; Procellariidae
Product: UDP-glucuronosyltransferase 1-6-like
Exons: 2
Coding region: 1-897 (298 amino acids)
Molecular function (GO): UDP-glycosyltransferase activity
Source: RefSeq, a predicted model, not a curated record